This is a messenger RNA of Etheostoma spectabile (orangethroat darter), 1311 nucleotides long. RefSeq names its product asialoglycoprotein receptor 1-like. The record is from RefSeq and is a predicted model, not a curated record. NCBI's taxonomy places the organism in Eukaryota, Metazoa, Chordata, Actinopteri, Perciformes, Percidae.
GACCAGAGACUGAGAGACGUCCUCCAGCCGUCCAAAGGAAGACUUUCAGGGCUGCAGCAGUCUGUCUGGCAGUGCUCUGCUUCCUGAUGAUGACUGGAAUCAUCCUCUUAUCCGUAUACUUCAUUUCUCUGCAUACUGAAAACAAACAACUCAGCAAGAACAACACUCAGUUACAGGAGGAAGUAAAGCAGCUGAAGAACAGAACUGAAGCCACUUUGCUGCAGACCAGAUACGACCAACUGAGCAACAACUACACUCAACUACAGGAUGAAGUAAAGCAGCUGAAGGACAGAACUGAAGUCACUUUGCUGCAGACCAGAUACGACCAACUGAGCAACAACUACACUCAGUUACAGGAUGAAGUAAAGCAGCUGAAGGACAGAACUGAAGUUCUUAAAAUCUGUCCUGAUGGAUGGACGAGAUCUGGACGCAGUUGUUACUUUAAAUCUAAAGAGAAGAAGAAUUGGGAUAACAGCAGAGCUGACUGUCAGCAGAGAGGAGCAGAUCUGGUCGUCAUUGACAACGAAGAGGAACAGAAGUUUGUCUCUGAGCUGAGUAACGGAGGACAGUCCUGGAUUGGUCUACGGUAUGGAUGGGGACAAGGAGAAGGGACAUGGAGACCAGAAGGAUGGGAAUGGGUGGACGGAUCACCGCUGAGAGAAACGUUCUGGGGACCAGGACCGCCUCAGUAUGGCCAUGGUUCCUAUGCUGCAUGCUGCGAUCAAGGGAAAUGGAAACAGAGUCAUUAUCAUACCAAGACCUGGAUCUGUGAGAAAAAGAUGAUCUGAACUCUUUGAUGACGGGGGGGUAGUGUUGGUAUCAGCUUUGUUAAAUCAGACCAAUUCUCUAACAUGGGCUCAGCUGUUUAUUCUGUGUUGCUAAGUAACCUGGAUUCCAGAGAUCUUGUUCCUCUCCCUUCAUAGAGCCCAAUCUGGUUAGAAGUCAUGUGUCCUGACUCUGUAGUCCUACAGGAUUAUUACAAUAAAAGAUAAGAACUACAUGGAUCAGCAGCUGGUCUCUACCUUGGUUUAUGUAGUUGAUUAUAACGUUUGGAGUCAGUUAGUUAGAAGUUGUUCCUUAGAAAUACCCCCCCCCCCACCUCCAUCUCCCUCCCAGACCCGUCCCCACAACCAAUUAAAUCAUUAUUAUUAUUAUUUUAACGCUGCGCUGUAACCUUAACCUAACUAUUGUGUUUGUAUCUUCUUGUUAUUUGAGCCUGUUUUCCUUUCAUGAAAGUCUUUAAUUGCUCUUUAAUGUUUGAUGUGAAGCUUUUUGAAUUGUCUUGUUGCUGAAAUGUGUUCUAGAAAUAAA